GGACCAUGGGGCUCCCCGGCCCCAAGGGCAGCAGUGGUGAUCCUGGCAAACCGGGGGAAGCAGGAAAUGCUGGUGUCCCUGGACAGAGGGGAGCUCCUGGGAAAGACGGCGAGGUCGGCCCUUCUGGGCCCGUGGGCCCCCCGGGCCUCGCUGGGGAGAGAGGCGAGCAGGGACCCCCUGGCCCCACCGGCUUUCAGGGGCUUCCAGGCCCCCCAGGGCCCCCCGGGGAAGGCGGAAAGCCAGGAGAUCAGGGAGUUCCUGGUGAUCCGGGGGCCGUGGGCCCACUGGGACCUCGAGGAGAGCGAGGAAACCCGGGGGAGCGAGGAGAACCGGGAAUCACCGGGCUGCCCGGCGAGAAGGGGAUGGCCGGCGGGCACGGCCCCGAUGGCCCGAAGGGCAGCCCCGGACCAGCUGGCGCCCCCGGGGACACGGGCCCGCCGGGCCUCCAAGGCAUGCCCGGGGAGCGAGGGCCGGCCGGCACGCCUGGCCCCAAGGGCGACAGGGGCGGCCUAGGAGAGAAAGGCGCUGAAGGCACAGCUGGGAACGAUGGAGCAAGAGGUCUGCCAGGCCCCCUGGGCCCCCCGGGUCCUGCAGGUCCCACUGGAGAAAAG
This is a messenger RNA of Myotis lucifugus (little brown bat), 611 nucleotides long. Its product is annotated as collagen alpha-2(V) chain-like. The record is from RefSeq and is a predicted model, not a curated record. Gene Ontology annotation, cellular component: collagen type V trimer. NCBI's taxonomy places the organism in Eukaryota, Metazoa, Chordata, Mammalia, Chiroptera, Vespertilionidae. The transcript has 10 exons. The annotation marks the transcript as partial.